Messenger RNA from Helianthus annuus (common sunflower), 2784 nucleotides. Its product is annotated as disease resistance protein RPV1. The record is from RefSeq and is a predicted model, not a curated record. The transcript has 4 exons. NCBI's taxonomy places the organism in Eukaryota, Viridiplantae, Streptophyta, Magnoliopsida, Asterales, Asteraceae. Bases 1 to 2784 code for a protein of 927 amino acids. Gene Ontology annotation, biological process: defense response; signal transduction. Gene Ontology annotation, molecular function: protein binding; ADP binding.
AUGGCGGCAUCUUCUUCAGCAUCAUUUGUUAAGGAGAGUUUUCAGUAUGAUGUGUUUUUGAGUUUUAGUGGAGAAGACACUCGUAAGAACUUCGUGGAUCACCUUUAUGCUGCUCUUGAGCAACAUGGUAUUCACACUUUCAAGGACGACGAGAGACUCAAACAAGGAGGAAGCAUCAAUAACCAACUUUUGAAAUCCAUUGAAGAGUCAAACUUGUUCAUCAUAGUUUUCUCAAAGAAAUGUGCAUCUUCGUCUUGGUGCUUAAAUGAACUUGUAAAGAUUAUGGAAUGCCAAAAGUCGAACGACCAGAUUGCUUACCCUGUUUUUUAUGAUGUGGAUCCGUCUGAUGUUCGCAAACAACGUGGACCAGUUGGAGAAGCUCUUGCCAAACACAACAAUAAAGAGAUCGGGAAAUGGAGAGAAGCUCUGACUGAAGCCGCCAAUCUGUCCGGUUGGGAUUUAAGGAACACUGCAGAUGGGCAUGAAGCCAAAGUCAUCAAGUUAAUAGUUGAGCGGGUCUCACUUGAGUUACGAUCCAUUAAUGUGAACUUUGAUGAUAAACUAGUAGGCAUGGAACCCCGGCUAAAGGACCUUGAGAAGUCUUUAGAUAUCGCAGCAUCGAACGAUGUUCGCAUCAUAGCUAUCAAGGGGAUGGGAGGUGCUGGCAAGACUACGCUAGCCAGAGCUGUGUUUGAUAGAUUAUCAGCUCACUUUGAAGCUAAAUGCUUUGUUGAGAAUGUAAGGGAAGUUUCAAAAGCGUCGUUGUCUGGUUUGUUGUUAUUGCAACAACAGAUCCUUUCAGAUUUGCUAAAUGGUCAAGACAACAACGUACGUAGUGUCCCUGACGGGACAAACAUGUUGAAAACAAAGAUGCGUGGUAGAAAGGUUCUUUUGGUUUUAGAUGAUGUGGAUCAUCAUGAGCAACUUGAGUCAUUAGCCGGUGAACUUAAUUGGUUCAAGUCUGGAAGUAGAGUUAUCAUUACAACAAGAGAUCAGCAAGUUUUGAUAGCACAUAGAGUGAAAUGGAUUCAUGAUGUCACUCUAUUAUCAAAUGAGGAAGCGAUUGGCCUCUUUUGUAAGCACGAAUUUGGGAAACAUCUUCCAAUUCAAGAGUAUGAAAAGGAAUCACUACAAGUUGUAAAAUAUGCUGCUGGCCUUCCCUUAACAAACAAAGUUUUGGGUUCAUUUUUGUGUGGUAAAGACAAGCAUGAAUGGAUAGAUGCCUUAGCAAGACUCAAAAGAAUUCCGUUGAAAGAGACUCUUGAAAAACUGGAAUUAAGCUAUGAAAGUCUGGAGGAUGAUUACAAGGAAAUAUUCCUCGAUGUUACAUGUAUAUUGAAGGGGUGGGAUAAAAACGAAGCAAUAAGUAUGCUUGAAAGUUGUGGAUUUCGAGCUAGAAUUGGUUUAAGAGUUCUUGAGCAGAGAUCUCUAAUAACUUUUCAUGAUGAUGGUGUUAAUGAUCUUUACUUGAGCAUGCAUGACCAUAUUGAAGAAAUGGGCAAGAAUAUCGUACGUCGUUUGCACCCAGAUGAGCCCAAAAAACAUAGCAGAUUAUGGAUUCAGAAAGAAAUUGAAAAUGGUUUUGAAUCGACAAGGUGUAUACGUCUAAAGGUCACCCCUAAUAUUGCUUUGGAAAGUAUUAGAAACAUGAAGAAUCUAAGAUGCUUUAUUGUAGAAUAUAACCUUGUGAAGAUUGAUGAAGUUGGUCAAUACUUUCCAAAUGCAUUACGGUACUUGAAAUGGCACUAUUAUCCUCAUUGGUGUUUGCCUAAAACCUUUGAAGCAAAUAAUCUUGUUGAGCUUCACAUGUCUAAGAGCGAAAUCGAACAACUUUGGGUGGGGGGAAAGGUUCUUAAGAAGCUCAAAUCCAUUAGACUCCCCUACUCAAAGUUGAGGACCCUUGACCUUGGGUUGACUCCAAAUCUUGUGAGGUUAGAUCUUUCAUAUUGUUGUCAUUUGGAAGAACUUCAUGUGCCAGUUGGAUGUUUAAAAAGGCUUACGCACCUAAACCUCCAGCAAUGUAAACAGUUGAAAUCUGUUUCGUUUAUCAAGGAUUUGGAAUCACUUGAGUUUCUUAACGUAAGUGGCUUAUAUCUAAAGGAGUUCGAGGAUAUAAUCAUGUGCCACUCCAACAGUAAUCUGCAACAGCUUCAUUUUGAUGGCAAUGAUAUAGAAAACCUGCCUUCAUCAAUUGGAAAUCUACAUAAACUUGUUAUGCUAUCAUUCAAUAGAUGCGACAAACUCAAAAGUCUUCCAGGAAGCAUCUGUAGUUUACAUUAUUUAAGAGUUCUUUCUCUUUUAGAUUGUGGCAUAGAGGAAUUGCCUGAGGACAUUGGCCAGUUGGAGUGUUUAGAAGAGCUAGAUUUAACAUAUUCAAAAAUUAAACAUCUCCCGGAUAGCAUUUGUAAGUUGAAACAUCUUAAAACUCUCAUUCUACAACGUUGUAAAGUUUGUAAGUUACCCGAGAAUUUUGGUCAAAUAGAUUCAUUGAAUAGACGAGAUCUAAGAUCAACCAAGAAAAGAGAUGUUCCAUCCAGCAUCUGUAAGCUAAAGCAUCUCAAAUAUCUUAACCUUUCUAAUUGUUCUGGACUUGAGAAACUACCAGAGAACCUAGGAGAUUUAGAAAGUUUGAAUACACUAGAUCUAACAUCAACCAAGAUAAGAGAUGUUCCAUCCAGUAUCUGUAAGCUAAAGCAUCUCAAUUAUCUUAACCUUUCUUAUUGUUCUGGACUUCAGAAACUACCAGAGAACCUAGGAGAUUUAGAAAGUGUAAAGGCCUCCUAA